Ostrea edulis (European flat oyster) is the source of this 2495-nucleotide messenger RNA. Its product is annotated as nuclear receptor subfamily 2 group E member 1-like. Lineage: Eukaryota; Metazoa; Mollusca; Bivalvia; Ostreida; Ostreidae. The transcript is spliced from 8 exons. Gene Ontology annotation, biological process: anatomical structure development; cell differentiation; positive regulation of transcription by RNA polymerase II. Gene Ontology annotation, molecular function: zinc ion binding; nuclear receptor activity; RNA polymerase II cis-regulatory region sequence-specific DNA binding. The coding region runs from base 177 to 1343 and encodes 388 amino acids. The record is from RefSeq and is a predicted model, not a curated record.
AUGAAAGGUCCUCCCUUGUCAUUGGACAACAGCGCAUAUUCCCAGUUGAUAGCAGGGCCGUCUAAUUCUGUUAUUUAACGUAGUUAACUAUCAUUGCUGAUCUUCAUGCAUGGCAAGGGGUCUCUUCACCACCUGUUGAUUACGUAUUCAGACUUCUGAUUUUUAACAUCUUAACAAUGAACAAAUGUCAGGCGACACCUAGUCGUAUCCUUACUGACGUUCCGUGUAGAGUGUGUCAGGACCAUUCGUCUGGUAAACACUACGGCAUAUACGCCUGUGACGGCUGUGCUGGAUUUUUUAAGAGAUCUAUCAGAAGAAAUAGACAAUAUGUGUGUAAAUCAAGGAAUCCCAAUAAAUGUCCUGUGGACAAGACGCACAGAAAUCAGUGCAGAGCCUGCCGCCUUAACAAGUGCGUGAAAGCAGGAAUGAACAGAGAUGCUGUUCAACAUGAGCGGGGACCUAGGACGUCCACAUUGCGCAGACAAGUCGCCAUGUACCUUCGGGAAUCCUCAGACUACACAACCUUGUUGUCCGGAACCCCUCUACCUUCUCCAUAUUUUGCCACUUCCUUCUAUAGUGUAAACCCACCAGGGAUGUGUGAAUCGGUGAUGAUGUCCGGUGCUACCUCCUCACCCUCUACCCCAGCAACAUCGUCAUCUGUCCUCGUACAUCCCACACCAAGGUACCCACCUGACCUCAGCGGUUUCACCUUCCCAACAAACUCGGCCGACUCCGUCUGUGAGACCGCGGCAAGGAUCUUGUUCAUGACUAUCAAAUGGACCAAGAGUAUUCCAGCUUUUGUAGGACUCCCACAUCGGGAUCAAUUGCUUCUUCUGGAGGAGAGCUGGAGGGAUUUGUUUAUUCUCAGUCUCGCACAAUUUCGCCUGCCUAUUCAACCACACCUCCUUAUCACAGCUUCUGGUGUGUCACCAAACAAUAAGAUGACACCAGAAAGAAUGACUGCUUGUAUGUUAGAAAUCCGAGCGCUGCACGAUGUCAUCGAUAAAUUCAAACCACUAAAUGUUGAUCCAACGGAGUACACAUGUUUAAAGGCAAUAGUUAUCUUCAAGACAGCUUUAAGAAAUCCCGUAAAUGAAUUGAAAACGCUACGAGACAGUCAUGCAGUUGCCCUUCUACAAGAUCAAGCACAGGUAACCCUCAGCAAAUACAUAGAAACGGCGUACCCGUCACAACCGUUCCGCUUCGGCAAACUUCUGCUGCUGUUGCCGCUGUUGCAGACGAUAUCAUCUAAAGCCAUUGAAGAUAUGUUUUUCAAAAAGACGAUAGGACAUGUGCCAAUAGACAAAUUGAUAGUGGAUAUGUUCAAAUCAGGAGAUUUCUAAAUAUCUGAGAAUUUUCACUGUUUUAUCAUCAUUGAGAUGAAAAACACCCUGUUUGUCCAUCAGAGGGUGCGAUUAACAAAUGAUUGUUGCUAAUGGUUUGAAUUUCGUUUGGCAAAAAGCAACAUAUUUGCGCCGCUUUUAUAAACCAUUCAUAAUUGAAUUUGCGAUUAGGAUUUGAAACUAACAUUUUCUCCAAAACAAAAAGAACACGGGAAGCCAGCACUAAGAUAGCUUAUAAUCAACUAGAGUUAUCAAUAAUAUUCAAUGGGGUUUCGUUCAUAAAAGGUUGAUAUAUGAAUAGUGCAUGUAUUGAUAUUUUAUUGUUGCUUUGCAAAUAUUUAGUUUAGGUGGGAUAUUCUUCAUGUACAUCUAAUUUAUAAUUCUCCUCAUAAUUCGUGUAAUCGGAAUAUUUUCAUAUUCAUAAAAUUUACAUAUCCUCAUGGCAUAUUCGCUUGAGGAGAUUGUUGAAGCCAUUUUUGUUUCGUCUAUGAGAUGUUAGCAUUGUGACAUGUUUUAUUUUGUGUGUUGACUUCACAAUAAAAAGUUUAAUUGAAGUCGAGUCGUCGUAACAAAAAAAAAUGUUUUUCUACUGUUUCUGCGUAUUAAUCAGGUUGAACCUCGCUUGUUUGAACUUUGAUCUAUAUCUGUGACAUACACAGUUCAAAACAAUAGGUAUUUUCAGUGGCGGAACCGCCCCUGAUUUUAGAAUAUAGUUUUGUAUACAUUGAUACAUAGUCUUUUUCAAUCCUUGAAUAUACUUGCACAAAAAGUUCGAAUCGUGUUGAAUCAGUAAAUAUGCGGAUAAGUUUGCCCUAUAUAUUGGCAUUCUUCAAUAUCUAGAGCAUGACUUUAACUUUAAAAAAAAAUAAACUUUGUAAAAUCAAAAGGCGAAUGGAUCUUAGACUUAUCUACCCGAGUUCGUUGAAAGUCGAUUGAUAAUUAGGUAAACUAUCAUUAUGGAGGAAACAUUUUUUUUCAGUUUUGUAAAGAAAUAAGAGUGAGGCUCUUUCUUUAAGGUUUGUAGCUUUUAUUCUUUUCUCGUCAAUAUUUAUAGAUUUUUAUAUCUUGCAUAAAAAUAUUAUAUAUACAUUGACAUUUUGAAAGCCUAUAGAAUAUCUAACAAGAGUCAUUGAGUAAAGUUUGCUCACACAU